GAGAGUGGGCGGAGCCAGCGUGUCUCGAGCUAGUUGCCGGAGCAGCUCGCGGACAGCAGACAGAGGGAUGGUCUCGCGCUCGGCGGCGGGCAGCAGCAGGUCAUGUUGUCCGCGCGGCGGGAGACCUGCCCGCGUGUCACCUUCAGCGGAGCGGGAAGUGCCACGACUCUGACUCCUGGACCUGAGAUGGCGAUGGGCGGGGAGGCGUGUCCUCACAAGCUGGGAUCCACCAAUCACCUGCGACUCCUCCUCUACAUCCUGAUUCCCACUGUCAGCCUGUUGGCGGCGCUGCUGCUGCUCGUCCUGGCACUCACUGGUAUAUUUGGCGGCAGCCUCUUGUACUCUAACCCGCUCCCCUCCCCUGAGCCCAUUGCCGAUAGCGACCACGGUUACCAUGGCAACAGCACAAGCCCCUCCCUCGAGGCUGAGAACGUCACGUCCUGGCUGCGAAAUCGCAGCGGCGGCAGCAAGGACGGCGACGAUGUCACAUACCACAACGAGAGCACACCCUCUGUUGCCGCUAGACUCCGCCCACCUUCUUACACUCAGGCCACACCCACUCAGCACUACACACAGCCUCCUGAUUGGCUGACAACUGUGACAUCGAUGAGCUCUGCCUGGCCGAUGAGCACCACGGCGACGCCUGACACAGGUGUGUGUCAGCUGAUCACAGAGCCACAGUGUCACAUGCUGCCCUACAAUCAAACAUGGCUGUCCUCGUCCGUCGCUGUGGUGAAGAGCUCGGAGGUCGACAUGUUGCUAAGGUUCUUCAGCUACCUCAGCAGACUCUCCUGCUACAGACACAUCAUGCUGUUCGGCUGCUCGUUAGCGCUGCCAGAGUGCGUCGGUGUCGACGGCGCAAACAACAGGCGCGUUGUGUUACCUUGUGCGUCGUUCUGCGAGGCGGCAAGGGAAGGCUGCGAGCCCGUCCUCCAGAUGUUCAACGCAUCCUGGCCGGAGUUCCUGCGCUGCUCUCAGUUCAGCAACAUCACGUCCACUUCACAGCCACCUUCAUCAUCAUCAUCAUCACCACCGUCACCCACGGCAACAGCAGGCCCCGCCCCCCCUGCCUGCUUAACGCCGCGACAGAUGAAAGGGAAACCAUCGCUGUGCGGCGGGAAGGACCACUUCCUGUGCGCGACGGGGAUUUGUGUCCCCCAGAAACUGGUGUGCAACGGCUACAACGACUGCGACGACUGGAGCGACGAGUCGCACUGCGUGUGUACAGAUGGAGAGUUUCGUUGUAACACUGGUCGGUGUCUCUCGCCCGCUCUGGUGUGUGACGGUUACGACGACUGUGGAGACCUGAGCGACGAACUGAACUGUGUGUGUAACCUGACCCGUGAACAUCGCUGUGCUGACGGCCGCUGUGUGUCCAGAGACUGGCUGUGUGACGGAGACCACGACUGUCUGGACAAGUCUGACGAGCUCAACUGCUCUUGUAAGAGUCAGGGUCUGCUGGAGUGCAGGAACGGUCAGUGUAUUCCUUCAGCGUUUCGCUGCGACGGCGAGGACGACUGUAAAGACGGCAGCGACGAGGAACAGUGCAACCGAGAGCAGACUCAGGGUGUGUGUGUUCCCGGUCAGCCCAGCUGUAUCUCCACUUCUUGUCCGUCUGUGUGUGCGGGGAACAGCGCCACCUGUGACCCACGAAACAACAACAACAACACCAACUGUAGUCGCUGUGAGUCCAUCAGUCUGGAGCUGUGUAUGAAUCUUCCCUAUAACCUGACCAGUUUUCCUAACUACCUGGGUCACCAGUCGCAGAGAGAAAGUUCUGUUUCCUGGGAGUCGUCUCUGUUUCCUGCUCUGGUGCAAACCGGUUGUUACCAGUUCCUCAUGUUCUACGCCUGCACGCUGCUCGUCCCCAAGUGUGACCCCGUCACUCUGCAGAGGGUCCCACCCUGCAGGUCGUUGUGUCGUAAUGCGAAGGAAAAGUGUGAGUCGGUGCUCGGCAUUGUGGGAUUGCAGUGGCCCGAGGACUCGGACUGCAGUCAGUUUCCAGAGGACAGAGGUGGCGCCCCCUGUCUGCUGCCCGAGGCAGGCGUCGACGAGUGCUCCCCGAGUCACUUCAAGUGUCGGUCGGGACGCUGCGUCCUGGCGUCCAAACGCUGCGACGGACAUCUGGACUGUGACGACCACAGCGACGAGGACAACUGUGGCUGCUCAGAGCGCUCUCUGUGGGAGUGUCCCGGCAGCAGCGUGUGCAUCAAAGCUAGCAUGAUCUGCGACGGGUUCCCAGACUGCCCCCUGCUGGUGGACGAGGCUAACUGCUCGACGUGCAAAGACAACGAACUUUCCUGCAACAACCACCAGUGCGUUCAUCGCACACUGUGGUGCGACGGAAAGAAACACUGCUCCGACAGUUCGGACGAGUGGGACUGUGUGUCUCUUUCCGAUCGAUCGGGUUCCGUGUUGACCGUGUCCAGGUCGGCGGCUGAAUAUCAGGUGUGCGCCGACGAGUGGAACCACGAGUUGAGUCAACUCACCUGCGCCCAGCUGGGACUAGGGGUUCCAUCCUCUGUUUCCAUGGUAGCAGACCAGCCUGGUGUCCCGGGCCGUCGCCGCUGGUUACACGUCCACCCUGAGUGGAACCUGAGGAACGGUUCUGCUCUUCAGGCGCGUCUGGAGAAGAGAAGUCACGCGUGUCAUUCCAGGAAGAGAGUUUCACUUCUUUGCACCAGAGAAGAGUGUGGUCUCCGUCCAUCGCUGGGCGUCUUCCCACACAGGAAGAAGAGGAUCCUGGGAGGGCGGGUGUCACGGCGAGGGGCGUGGCCCUGGCAGUGCUCGCUGCAGAGUGGUCCGAGCGGACACGUGUGCGGCUGUGUCCUCAUCGCACGGCGGUGGGUGCUAACCGUCGCCCACUGCUUUGAGGGGAGGGAGAGCGCUGAGCUGUGGAAGGUGGUGCUCGGCCUCAACAACCUGGACCACCCCGGCGCUGACAGUCAGACCCACGGCGUGCGCUCCAUCAUCGUUCACCCGCGCUACAACCGCGCGGUCGUCGACUACGACAUCAGCGUGGUGCAGCUGGACUCCGAGGUGGAGGAGACGCCAUUGGUCAGACCCGUGUGUCUCCCUCAGUUUGGCGAGCUGCCGUCACCUGACUCCUACUGUUACAUCACAGGCUGGGGUCACAUGGGCAACAGGAUGCCCUUUAAGCUGCAGGAGGGAGAAGUUCGGAUCAUCUCUUUGUCCCAGUGUCAGUCUUACUUUGAUAUGAAGACCAUCACUCCCAGAAUGCUUUGUGCGGGUUACGACGCUGGAACCGUCGACUCCUGCAUGGGCGACAGCGGUGGUCCGCUGGUGUGCGAGGAGGACAGCGGUCGCUGGACAUUGUUCGGUCUAACGUCAUGGGGCAGCGUGUGCUUCAGUAAAGUCCUCGGACCCGGAGUUUACAGCAACGUGACGCACUUCACGCCUUGGAUCCAACAACAGAUCUACACACACACAUACCUGAGCGACUAACACACACACACACAAACACACCUUCAGUUCCUCUUAACUGUGCCUAUAUCUGAACUGAUAGCCUUCAGAAGCUAACUGCUAACUCCACCAGCAGUAGUACAAACUAGUGUCACACAUGCUAACUCGUUAGCUUGUAGAGCUAUUGUCGUCAUUAACAAAGUAAAUGUCACAUUCACACAACUUAACAUUCAGUAAACAAUAAAUAAUUAUUUUUAUUACGACUUUAUUCUACACACACAUACAGUGUAUAUAUAUAUAUAUAUUUAUAUAUAUAUAUAUAUAUAUGGAAGCAAGACUAGGUCAGAAAAAGUUUAAAUUUUAAAUAUUUAAUAUCUAAAUAGAAUAAAAACACAUAUUGUUGCACAGUGAAAAUCCUAAGUUUUUAUUUUAAAACAAAUAUAUAUAUAUAUAUAUAUACAUGUAAGUAUCACAGUGUUUCCUACAGAAUUAAUGAAAUCAUUAGCAGUCUAUAUAAUUAUAAUUAUCGGGAAACAUCCAGAAUACUCAAUGACAAAUUUGCUGCUCUUUAAAUUUUAGUUAGUAAAUAAGAAAUUAUUUGAAAAAAAUUUAACUUUUCGAUUUUUUUAAUUUACGAGAUUAAAUUAUGUGAAAUAACACCUUUUUGUAUUUAAUUUUCGUAAAAACAUCUUUGAGUAAAAUUAUUGGUUGUCAUUAAGUACAGUAACUGAGUAACUGAGUAACUGAGAUUUUAGUUAUGUUUCGUUUAUUUGUAACUCGGAGGGAAAAAACUGUUGAAAUGUUUUUAGUUAAACAAAAAUCAGGCGUUCGAUGCCGACGCCGUUGGCUCGAACCCCCACAAUGCUUCACUCUCUAGUGCCUGUACUUAAACCUAGCAGUAAUACAACUCAUUAUCUGUUGGAGCUGCAAAUAACUUGUUAUAUUUUCACUUGUCGGUUAACUUGCCAUUUGUUUUUUGGUCCAAAAAUUUCAAAAGCUGGAAUAUUUGCGACCUUGUUUAAUUAUAUAAAAAAAACUCAAACCUUUGGUUAUUAAUUUAGUCAAAAUGCAUAAUUGUAUGUGUGGGUGCAAGAAUUUUUUGGUUUUUUUGAAAAGCGCAAUUUAUUUUAGCAGCUUUGACAGACUUUUGUUUGUCUGAUUUUCUGAAGACACUUGGACACGAGUUGCUCACUUCCUGAAAUCUUUUUUAACCUUGUGCUGUCACGUCUUAUUUUUCUAUACGUUUGGAAAAAAUGUCUUCUCUCAGGAUUCAAGGAGUGGCUUUUAAGAACUUUAUCAUACACUUAACUAUAGGUUUAUAAUUAUGUCGUAAAACACUUACUAAAAACACACUGUAUUAAUGUAUAAUUAACCUCCCUAGUGGACGCGUGCGUACAUAGACGUUUUGAUAUAAGCUCGACUAAUAUAGCAAACAAAACGAGGCGGUAAACAUUCUUAACGUAUGCUAAUAAACAGUUUAUUAAUGAUCAGUAAGUAAAAUAUCAUAUUUAAAAGUUGUUAAUCCAAGCUAUUGAAAAAAACAUGUUUUGAAGUGUAACUUUAGCGUAUUGCUAAUGUUAGCAGUGCCAAAUUGGCUUGUGUUAAAAGAAGCUGUUUUGAAAGCGAACUAGCAAUCGCUUAUAUUAGCUAAUAGACGCUAAUACACACACACACAAAAAAGAAAAAACUGCCGAAUUAGCGCCAGCUAGAUUGUGAAGCACAAAUGUAGCAUCAUUAAUUAAGGGACUUGUUGUUAGCAGUGAGGUACGUUACUAUUUUGCGAAACUAUUGUAGUGUUAAAUGCAUCGGUUUUCACUAGCUAGGCAUGCUAGUAAAACGUAUCUAGCCGCUAAAGAACUGUCAAAACAGUAACACAGCCAACUGCUAAAGUUAGCUUUGGAAAUAACAACAGUUGUUUAAAAUAUCAUGAAUAUUGUGCAAAUAAACGUCCAGACGGUGUCACUUUUACCAAAAAAAGAAUAGUAAUUAGUAUCAGCUUAAAAGACACAUUUACACAGUAUGAGCAAGAAAAGUGUUGGUUUAUAGUCCAACGUUAGCAUCUUUGUUUUUGAAUGAGUUUGUUGUUUUAAGCCUCAAAUGUCAUUGAAAAAGUUAACAUUGAGCUCAUUGUAACGUUCAUAAGCCCAAAAAAAGUCACAUUUUCACUUUUUUUUGUUUAAAGAGUAUAAAACGCGAGUGUGUCCUUCACGCUAACGUCAAACUGACAUUGAACAUUCCAAGUGGUCGUUGUUGUUUGGUUUUUUAAGAAUAUUUUUCUACAGCUUUUUGUAAGUCAUGCUCCUUACACACGUGUGUGAAUGUAUGUAUGUUUCUAUGUGAUUUUGGCUCGUGUGCGUUUGUGAUGUCACUUCCUGAUUUAGCCGUUAGCAGCUAUGAUGGAUUUAAAUGCUUUAAGAAGCGACUGUCGUACGUGAUGUUUGUGUAAACAGUGAAUAUUUGGUUUGUAUCACCUCGUAUCCACCAAUAAAACUAUACACACAC
Molecule: messenger RNA, 5925 nt
Organism: Solea solea (common sole)
Lineage: Eukaryota; Metazoa; Chordata; Actinopteri; Pleuronectiformes; Soleidae
Gene: corin
Product: corin, serine peptidase
Exons: 24
Coding region: 103-3465 (1120 amino acids)
Biological process (GO): acrosome reaction; proteolysis
Cellular component (GO): membrane
Molecular function (GO): serine-type endopeptidase activity; protein binding
Source: RefSeq, a predicted model, not a curated record